UUGCAGUUGCAUUAAUACAGCAAACCUCUGUAAAGACCAGGAAAGCAGAAUAUUCACAGCAUGACUAUUUCUCAGCUCAAGCAAGCUCGAGUUUUAUUGGGGGGGUCCGGUCUCUUUACUGUAGAUGCAGUGUGGUUAGCUCGCAUUAAAGGAAGUCAUUGACGUAGCUAGCACUAAAGGACUUUGUUUUCGUCCCUUUGUGCCAGUUUGCAUGAGCGAGGAGGAGGAUGCAGUGUUUGAACAGUGCACCCUGCUCCCUCCUAGCCCUCUCUGUGGUGGUGGCUCUCGCCUCGCUCUGGAUUUGCAGGGCGGAGGUCGGGGGGUUCACGGCAUGCUCCCAGUUUUUCUACAAUAAGAUCCCCCCGACGGGACUGGGGAGCGACGGCACAGCGCAGAUCUGCCAGCGCUACUGGAACCGCUACCAUUUCGCCAGCCUGUACGACAGGAGGAGACGCACUCCGCUGUAUUCCGCCUAUAUCUUUUCACCGGAGGGGGGGACGCGCCCCAAAAUUAAUUGGAUGUAUGAACCGCAGCUUGCUUAUUCCAAAGCAGGUCCAGAUAUGAUGCCCUUUCCACGCGGCCCCAUUGAUCAAAACGUUGUAGAGAGCCAAGCUGUGAUCCUGGACUACACAAACUCCUCAUACACCAGGGGUCACCUAAACCCCAGCCUGCACCACAGUGACGUCGGGGACAAGAACGCCACCUUCACCCUCACCAACAUCGUGCCCCAAAAAGAAGGGUCCAACGACGGGCCGUGGGCUGACUUCGAGGGGCAAACCAGCAAUCUGCUGACCAAACACUGCGAAAAGGAAGCUUAUAUUGUAACUGGGGUCAUUCCUUAUGAAACCGACCGCUGGAUCAAGCACGACAGGGUAGCCAUCCCCGAAUAUCUGUGGUCUGCCUACUGCUGCCCCUCUUACAAGGUUGAGAAUGUUCCCAUUACAAACCUCACAUUGCUAGGUCUUUCCACCCUCGCUGCUAUUGGCCGUAACGACCCCAACAGCACUGAGGAGAUCGUGCCUAUAGACAAGAAGAAGGGCAAGCGCUGGAGAGGCUACGAUGUGAGGCAGAUGUCACUGAAGACACUGGAGAUGUAUCUCAAGCAGAGAUAUGGCUCAGCUAUCAGUAUAUUCGAUAAUGGGUGUUCCCCCUGAGGAAACAGAGGAGUGCUGCAGCUCACCAAUAAAGAUGGAAAUUCAGUAAAGCUGGAAAAAUAUUGGCUCAGAGCUAUGGACUCUAAACUGUCAUUAGGGUUAUUUUUGUCUGAAAGAAAAAAAAACACAAUUUAUACUUCUAAGAUGAUUAAGAAACCAUGGUAACACUUUACAUUAAGUGUAUCUGAUUGCUGUGUUAUUUCCAUAGUAGUUACUUAGUAAAUACAUGUGUACUAACACAUAAUUACAAUGUUAUUAUGCAUAGUUACAAUGUACAAUUUUUUUGCAUGGUAUAAACCUAACCCGAACCCGAACCCUAUUCUGCUAUAAUUAUGUACUUACAUAUAUUGUGGAAAAUGAUUUACACAUGAAGUACAUUUUUAGGAGGCUGUGUGGUCCAGUGGUUAAAGAAAAGGGCUUGUAACCAGGAGGUCCCCGGUUCAAAUCCACCUCAGCCACUGACUCAUUGUGUAACCCUGAGCAAGUCACUUAACCUCCUUGUGCUCCGUCUUUCGGGUGAGACGUAAUUGUAAGUGACUCUGCAGCUGAUGCAUAGUUCACACACCCUAGUCUCUGUAAGUCGCCUUGGAUAAAGGCGUCUGCUAAAUAAACAAAUAAUAAUAAUAAUUUUAACUAUGCAUAAUAGCAUUUAAAUUAUGUGUAAGUACACAUUUAUUUACUAAGUAAUUACUAUGCAAAUAUUAGAUACAUUUAAUGUAAGGUGUUACUGAAACACCUUCAGACUAUUCAGAAGAAUCUAAAUAGUCUUGAGCUCCUAUUUCUGGUUUGCUAACUUUAUUGGGUGUGUUUUCCCAUCUGAAAAGAGCUAAUGACGUCUUGGGGUUAAUUGGUUUGAAAAUCUAGCCUCUAAAUUAUUUUUAAAUCGUCCACCUGUCCACCUGUCCACCUGUCAUUCAUGGGAUUUGGUUUCCAAGUCUUACUGUGUUUCCGUUUUUUUAAUCGCACCCUUGAAACUUAUUUUUACAAAGUUUGAGCUCAGCAAAGUUCAUAGCAAUACGUGCUCUAUAACAUGUCCCUUAGAUAGUGAAACACAUGUGAUUAUACAUCUUAAUUAUGAGAAAAUAAAAAACUUGCACAAUGAGAAACACCAUUAAGUAAUUUGAGUAAUGUAAAAUCAUUUUAAAUAAAUAUCUAAAAGUUGUAAUUUGUUAUUUAAAGAUUUAUGACAUUUACAGAUGAUUUGUUAGUAAUUCUUGCUAUUGAUGUUUGUAACAACAAAAUUAAUAAAUGUGUUUGUAGUCA
Molecule: messenger RNA, 2417 nt
Organism: Acipenser ruthenus (sterlet)
Lineage: Eukaryota; Metazoa; Chordata; Actinopteri; Acipenseriformes; Acipenseridae
Product: endonuclease domain-containing 1 protein-like
Exons: 2
Coding region: 228-1154 (308 amino acids)
Molecular function (GO): metal ion binding; hydrolase activity; nucleic acid binding
Source: RefSeq, a predicted model, not a curated record